AUGGCUCACGUCACGCUGAGUGAUGGCUUAGCCGUCUGGGAACUCGUCUACUACGUCGUUACACUCAUCUGCAGCGUAUUUGUAUCUUUUCGGCACGGCCUAGCGCGGAGUUCAGGCUGGAUUUUUCUCACGAUACUUAGCAUCAUGCGUGUCAUCGGUUGCUCUGCACAGAUUGCAACGAUAACUGCCACAUCUGACACUGCCGAGACCAUUGCUACCAUUGCUGGCUUCUUGGGUCUGUCACCGCUCUUGCUAGCAACACUAGGAAUUUUAUCUCGAGUAUACUAUUAUCUCCUUAAACGGCCGUACAACACUAUCUUCAAUUUAUUUAUUGCGAGAAUCGUUCAAGUCCCAGCUGUUGUCGCCCUCAUCCUCUGUAUUGUUGGAGCAACAUCGGCAGACACCGCAACCGAUAUUAUAAACCAAGACACGGUAAAGGCUGGAGUUAUUGUGUACCUGGUUGUCCUGAUUCUCCUCACCCUUCUGACGAUAGGCGCCAACAUUACGCGCUACAUAACAGAACGGCAAGGUGAAAGUAGAAUGCUACUUGUCGUAACAUUGUCACUACCGUUCUUGUUUAUUCGCAUAAUCCACUCUCUUCUUCUCAUUUUUAACAAACGAUUCCAAGAUUCGGCAGCAGAGGAAUCAACGUCAUCUGUCCUGAUAGAACUAUUCAUGGCAAAGGUCGAGGAGAUGAUCGUCGUUUUCCUGUAUUUGUAUGCCGGUUUUACGCAUAAAGCCGUUCCAGAAAGAAAUCAUGGCAAGCGAACCACUGAGGAAAAGCUCGCGCAUCGGGCUGCUAGAGGAGAUUUUGGCGGUGGCAAGUUGGGAGUACUAUCUCUGGCAGUCGCAGCAGCCAGCGCAAGCUUCAGCAGAGAGAAUUAUAACCAGAGUCAGCAUCAACCCGCUGAAAUUGGGUUGAGACAGCAGCACCGAACGAGGGAGUAG
Messenger RNA from Trichoderma asperellum CBS 433.97, 948 nucleotides. RefSeq lists its product as uncharacterized. Lineage: Eukaryota; Fungi; Ascomycota; Sordariomycetes; Hypocreales; Hypocreaceae. The record is from RefSeq and is a predicted model, not a curated record.